AAGGGUUACGCUGAGACUCGCGCAGGGUUGAGGGCACAUCCAAGAUGGCGGCGGCAGCGGGGCCACUGCGGGGUCUGGUGCGCUGCUCGCAGCGGGUGGCGGCCGGGCGCUUCGCCGGACUUCCGCGGCGGCGGUUCCACGGCUCUGCUGCUGUCGCUGCUCAGGUGACUGUCCGUGAUGCUUUAAACCAGGCCUUGGAUGAGGAGUUAGAGAGGGAUGAGAAGGUUUUUCUGCUGGGGGAGGAAGUUGCCCAGUAUGAUGGGGCAUACAAGAUUAGCAGAGGACUUUGGAAGAAAUAUGGUGAUAAGAGGAUAAUUGAUACUCCUAUAUCAGAGAUGGGCUUUACUGGAAUUGCUGUAGGAGCUGCUAUGGCUGGCUUGAGACCUGUUUGUGAAUUCAUGACCUUCAACUUCUCCAUGCAAGCUAUUGAUCAGAUUAUAAACUCAGCUGCCAAAACCUACUACAUGUCUUCAGGUUUGGUACCUGUCCCUAUUGUCUUCAGGGGCCCAAAUGGAGCCUCAGCAGGUGUUGCAGCCCAGCAUUCCCAGUGUUUUGCAUCCUGGUAUGGACACUGCCCUGGACUGAAAGUAGUCAGCCCCUGGAAUUCGGAGGAUGCAAAAGGUCUCCUUAAAGCUGCAAUCCGGGAUGAUAAUCCAGUUGUAAUGUUGGAAAAUGAGUUGAUGUACGGUGUGGCCUUUGAAUUGUCGGAGGAAGUCCUAUCAAAGGACUUUGUUGUUCCUAUCGGAAAGGCGAAGGUAGAAAAACAAGGAACCCACAUUACCAUAGUGUCUCAUUCACGACCCGUCAGCCACUGUCUGGAAGCAGCUGCUGUCCUUGCUAAGGAUGGGGUGGACUGUGAGGUGAUAAACCUCCGCACCAUUAGGCCAAUGGAUAUCGAAGCUAUUGAAUCCAGCGUUAAGAAGACAAAUAAUCUUGUAACAGUGGAAGGUGGCUGGCCCCAGUUUGGGGUAGGAGCUGAAAUUUGCGCCAGGAUCAUGGAAGGUCCUGCUUUCAACCACCUUGACGCACCCGUCGUGCGUGUCACCGGGGCCGACGUUCCCAUGCCUUAUGCAAAGAUCUUGGAGGAGAACUGCAUACCUCAAGUAAAAGAUAUAAUUCUUGCAGUGAAGAAAACACUAAAUAUCUAGUUCUGUGUAUGCUGUAUGUGGAUGUUGUUCUUCUGGAGUUAAAAAAAAGAAGUUUGUGGAAUGUAUAUUGCAAGCGAUUGUAUACAUAGCUGGCAUUGUAUAGGAUAUAGGCCUCUGGCAGGGGAAGAG
Lacerta agilis (Sand lizard) is the source of this 1277-nucleotide messenger RNA. RefSeq names its product pyruvate dehydrogenase E1 subunit beta (gene PDHB). The record is from RefSeq and is a predicted model, not a curated record. Lineage: Eukaryota; Metazoa; Chordata; Lepidosauria; Squamata; Lacertidae. Gene Ontology annotation, biological process: pyruvate decarboxylation to acetyl-CoA. Bases 45 to 1148 code for a protein of 367 amino acids. Gene Ontology annotation, molecular function: pyruvate dehydrogenase (acetyl-transferring) activity. The transcript has 9 exons.